GCUCGAAGAAGACGAAGAAGAGAAACUACGUCACCGACGCCAGACAUCUCACGUUAAUAUCCACAACAAACAUGGCGGACGAUCACACAGACGCAGAUCAGACCAUGGAGGGACACACUGCUGUGUCUGAAAACCCUCACGCAGAGUAUGGCCUGACGGAAAACAUCCAGAGGACGGUGGAGAAUGAGAAGGCGAGCGCAGAGAAGAUGUCGAAGCAGAAGGUUGAUCUGCAGGCGCUGCCGACCCGAGCGUACCUGGACCAGACUGUGGUCCCCAUCCUGCUGCAGGGGCUGUCAGUGCUCGCCAAGGACAGACCUCCGAACCCCAUCGAGUAUCUGGCAGCGUUCCUGCUGAAGAACAAAUCCCAGUUUGAAGAGAGAAAUUAAACUGGUGUCUCUUGGAUGCUGCAUCUGAAAUGAUUUCAUACAGUAGAUACUCGUGUUUGUUGAUGAACUGCUAGACUGUCUUUUUUUUUUUUUUUUUUAAAUCCAGAAUAAACAUGUUGAUGUCAAAGA
Molecule: messenger RNA, 515 nt
Organism: Epinephelus lanceolatus (giant grouper)
Lineage: Eukaryota; Metazoa; Chordata; Actinopteri; Perciformes; Serranidae
Gene: dpy30
Product: dpy-30 histone methyltransferase complex regulatory subunit
Cellular component (GO): Set1C/COMPASS complex
Source: RefSeq, a predicted model, not a curated record